This is a messenger RNA of Purpureocillium lilacinum, 2697 nucleotides long. RefSeq lists its product as uncharacterized. The record is from RefSeq and is a predicted model, not a curated record. Lineage: Eukaryota; Fungi; Ascomycota; Sordariomycetes; Hypocreales; Ophiocordycipitaceae. Gene Ontology annotation, cellular component: mitochondrial inner membrane.
AUGUUGUCGAGGGCGGCCACUCUGCCGCGCGUCUGCCUGUCAUGCCGCCUUGCGUUGGCGCGACGCCAUGCGACUCCUCGACUACACAACGGCGCCGCCGGCCAUAAUCGAUCACGAACGUUUGCAUCCGACUCGAACCCGGCGGACAAGGAGCGCAUCGAGGCGUUGAUAUCGGGCUCGGUCUUUCAUGGCAGUGCAGAUGGUAUCGGCAAGGGUCCCAGCGGAAGGAGGAGAGCGAGGCGAUCCAAAGACGACGACAAGCCGGCGCCGUGGGAGUUUCCUCCGCAAGAGGAAGGUAAUGCGCCCGGUCCGUCCAGUUCGGAAAUCCCAGAGCUCCCCGAAGUUGUCGAAGAGGAAAACAUACAUGAAGCUGAAGGGGCACCAAACCCCGAGCGCCAAUCGACCGGCCGACCGCGCAUUGACCGGUCACGAGCAUUUCGUCACGACCUCCUCAACCACCAGAAUCUCGGCGUCGACGCGCUCGGGAAACCGGUUGAGGCGCUCAUCCUCAAGAAUCCCAAUAGAAUGACGAGAUCAAAGAAGCACGUACCAGUCCUCGAAGAGGCCACGGCCAUCACCGGAACACCACUGCGGUGGGAGGACGUGCUGCCCACGGAGCAGGGCCCCGAAUACGACUUUUCGGACGAGGUGUACCGCAACAUUGACGAGCUUCGGCCAGUCGAUACAAAAGUCCUCCCGAGACGGGAUUUCGAUAAGCUGUUGGGCGCGCUCGUGGACGGCUUUACCAGGGAGCAGCUGGUCGGCUACUUCAACAAGGGCAACUGGGACAAGGACUUGCAGCACCACCAAGGGCCCUCCUAUGCCUGGGCCGUCAAGCAGGCUCCGUGGCAGGCGGCGCAGCCCAAUGACUGGGGCGUGCUCAAGCCAAAGCAACAGCAUGCGGUCCUGAUCCUGACCGCAAAGUGGGGGCUGGAGGUCCAAGAGCAAGUCGAAGGCUUGGGGCGAAGUCUCCUUUGGCUGAAGCCGCACGUGUUCCAGCUCAUCACCCGCUCCUCAAGCGCUGUACUCGAGACAAUCAGCGCCGGUCUGCUGGACAAGGCCAGCAACGAGAGGAUAUCGACGAGCCACAGCGACUGCCGGCUGGGAAUAUAUGCCCGCAAGUCCACGAUUCCUCUUAUACUCGAACGGAUAAACGAUGUUGUCAAGUCUAUAAAGACAAAGGUUGUUCCUGUGCGCCAUGUCGAGGAAGAAAACCUUGCCGAACCCGUUCUUCGCGAGCUUGGAAGGAUCACAAGCACAACAGCCCAGUACGACUCGGGAAACCAGGAAAUAUCCGUGUCAUGGCUUGCUGAGGACAGCCAAGGCCACACAGCUUCCUUGGCAGAAGGGGAGCCAUCGACAGGUACAGAGACAGAAGAUCCGGCGGACAUCGUCUCCCGAUUACUACCGCGACGACAACCCACUGCUCAGCUCAACCAAGCCCAAAUUAUCACGUCUUUAAAAUCCUCUGGUCCCGGCAAAGGCGCCUUUGUAGAACACCACCGAGAGAUGAGGACCAUGUCUUGGAGAGAUAAGCUGCGACAGUGGGCGCGGUACGUCAGCCCCGUCGGUAAGGAGGCCCCCGUCGACCGAGAGUCGCUUGCCUUCGCGGAACAAGUCUCGGUGUCAAACGCUGCGUCAAAACUCCAGGGCAGGGAGGCGACGACUCGUCUCACAGCCACAUUCGGACAUGUUCUUCACACGGAACACAGCAUCAAGUCGUCCCGGAUGAGCAAAAGCAGGCGCAUCCUCUCGCCCGUGGUUCCACACCCGGCAGCUGUAACCAGCAUCACCGCCGACGCAGACAAGCCCGUCUCUCAGUCCACCGCCAUCAUUCUCAACUUCGCACCCGAACUGGCGAGCAACCAGACGCAGGGCGAUACCCUACCACGCAUUCGCCUUACCCUCCCCGUGAACCCCGAUACCGACCUCUCGGCAUUCGCAUUCCCGCCUGACUCCAGCUUAGAAGGUGUCGUCCCGCUCCAAGUCAAUGAUAUCAUGCUGCCAGACGAGAACGUCGACGUGCGCCUCGUCCAGCAACAACUAUUCCCACUCGACACGCAGCAAGAAUCCCUCAAGGCCUUCCUCGCGGUGUCCGACUUCAACCUCCUCGCCGGCAGGCUCCGAACACCGAGUCGCGCCACAUUUUCUGUACCCAGCGGAUGGCUCACCAACAGUAGCGGGAAGACAGACCAGGAACAACAUCCGGCUUCAGACAUCCCAUAUCUCUUCAUGGGCCUCGAGAUCCACCAAAUCGUCGACUUGGAGUGGCGAGGCCACACCCUCCGCUACAACAGCAUUGAGGCCGGCCAGCACGGCGGCCAGCGACAGGAACUCUCUCUUCUCGCAGGCCCUCCUGCCCAGAGCACUGCGCGUGAUCCUCCGUCCGAGCAUGUAAAGACCUUCCUGCAGCUCGCAGAAGAGGUCGCACUGGGGAAGCACUUCUCGUGGGAUGAGGGCUACAUGCUCAUGCAGGAGCGCUCGGACGAGCAGUUUAGCUGGGACAUGCUGGACGAGUCGUUUGACCAAGAGGAGCUCGUGGAUGAGCAGCCUAUCGUCCAAGACAGCGAGGAAGUACCUGGUGGCCAUGAGACCGUUGCGUCAUCGGAGGAGCAGACGGGAAGUGGGAAUUCGGAAUCAAGAACUGAGGACCAGUCGACAGUGGGCGAUAUUGAUCGGAACCGACGGGGCAGUUAG